Pseudogymnoascus destructans is the source of this 953-nucleotide messenger RNA. RefSeq lists its product as uncharacterized. Lineage: Eukaryota; Fungi; Ascomycota; Leotiomycetes; Thelebolales; Thelebolaceae. The transcript has a single exon. The record is from RefSeq and is a predicted model, not a curated record. Bases 12 to 953 code for a protein of 313 amino acids.
GGUCUAACAUCAUGAUAUUUGAGGUUUUGUCAGCCUUCGUAGACAUCCAUAUUUUCUGGCAACGCGGCCUUCGUGAUCCUCAUGUCGAGGCCGAGAAGAAUCGUGCGAGGGCUGUCCAGUAUGCCCGUGCGCCCCAACCUCAAAGUCCACUUCUGCCUUUCUGUUUUUCUGCAACUGCCUACCCAGGCAAGCACCGCAGGGCUGGAUGUCUCAUAUCCACUUGGAGCCUGGCUUUGCCUGUAUUUCUCCGCAUGCCACCUAUGCUGCUCAUCGGCGCGUCACCACCUUCACAUGGGGCGCGAGUGUUUGUAUAUCCUGCCCUCAUCUCCGCCCAUCUUCACUUCCCAUCCUCAUACCCCUCCAUAAUCGUAUCCCCCUUCCCAGCCUUCCCCCCCACCUCACUCAAACUAUUCAACGCAGCCCUCUGCUCCCUAAUCCUGCUCUCCAGCGCCCUGAUCUCCACCUCCUGUUCCUCAAUACUCAUCCCAAUCCCCGGCAACUGUGCAACCUCAACCCUCGCGCGCUGCAAUCUAUGUUUCAACGCGUCCGUCGCGGCGGGGAUCUCUUUCGUGCUCAGCGCGGCUGUCGCGUCGGGGCGGAGUUGCGAUGAUGAGGGCUUCGACGUGGAUGAGGGGGUGCCGAAGGAGGUUGCUGGCAUGGGGGAGGCGCCGGGCGCGUUGGAGGAGGUGGGGGGCUGGACGCGGCUUAGGAUGGAGGUGAGGACGGGGAUGGUGUCGAGCAUGGCGGGGGAGAGGUUGUCGGAGAGGGUUGUGGGUUGGGAUGAUGACGGGGCGCUGGGGGCGGAGAAGAAAGAGGGUGAGGUCGACAUGGCGAGCUGCUGUUUAAGGUGGUGUUAUAAAGUGAGGCUCAGCUUAGUUUGGGGUGGUAGGUCGAGUUUAGCUCUUUAUUUUCGCCGGUUCCCAGGGGCCGAAACCCGUCUUGCUCUUUGGUAA